CUGCUUUUCCUCUUUUGUUUUGUGGGGAAGCGGCCGAUGAUCCGUCCGACGAGCAGAAAGCUGAUCUUUGAUUCACCCGUGAACCUGUUACAUAAUCUCUAAAUGUUACAACAUAAAGGUCAAGAGAACGAAUCCCCGUCGUUGAGACUCGUUUCUGUAGAAGCUCCUGCUCCCUGAUGACGUCAUAAACCAUGACUGCUACCGGUUCCACCACAUAGUUGCACAGUUGUCACAUCUUUUUUAAUGAUUUUUUAUUAUAGUAGUAUUAUUUCUACUGUAACUGCCUCACUCUUGUUGUUCCGUUGUCCUAAUUGGUUCGAAGGUCUGUGUCAGUGUUGAGAUGGGGACGGAUAAUGGUUUCGCUGUGGGGAGCGUUCACACAGGAAAUGAACGAUACUGUGCACAAUAGAGAACAUCCUGCUUUUUGUGUAGCAUGAGAAGAAUGUCAUGAUGUCUCAUUCCUGAGAAUCUGAGCACGGAGCGCCUGUACAGUGAGCCAUGUUAAAGCCGUGGGGGUGGAUUGUUGUCGGUUUCCUACGUUCAGUGGUGUAAAAAAUGCCUUUAUUUAUAUUUAUUAAAACAGAUCUGAGCUUAAAAGCAUUACAAAGUAAAAGCCCGUGAUUUGCCCGUUGGCAGCAUGGCCUCCACCAUCAGCCUCCUCCCAGAGAAGCACUUCCUGUGCCCCCUGUGCAGCGACAUCUUCACCAGCCCGGCCACCGUGCCGUGCGGCCACAGCUUCUGCCUGUCCUGCCUGAGCCGCUACUGGGCCCGGCGCCAGUCCAAGUGCUGCCCCCACUGCAAGCGGGUGUUCGAGGACAAGCUGGACCUCACUGUCAACCGCAUCCUGGCGGACGUGUCGGACAACUACAGGAAGAGUCGGCCGCAGAAGGCCCCCGAGGACGAUGGGGUUGUGGGUGUCGAGCAAAUGAUUCAAGAAAGGCUCCAGAAGAUCGAAAGGUUGAAAAGCUCUCUCGAGCUUCAAAAGAACUCCUACCUCAGAGAGGUGCGCGAGAGCCAGAAGGUCUUCUCCGCCCUGGUGGUGGCCAUGGAGAAGAGCCACAGAGCGGUGAUCACCGCCAUCGAGGAGCGACAGAGGGCGGAGGAGAGGAGGGUGGACGCGCUGGUGAGAGAGCUCAAGCAGGAGAUCCGGGGGCUGAGGGAGGAGACGGACGAGUCGGACCCCCCGAUCCCUUUCAGCGGCGACGAGGGCGGCGACGCGAAGGAGUCGGAGGCGAAAAUUGGCGCCACCACGUUGCCCUCCAAGAUGAAGGACUGGUCCAAGGUUGCUAUAGAAACCGACCCUUGCAUUGGGGUCACGAGAAAAGCCUUGUCGGACAUCGUGGAGAAGGUCAAAUCGGAAGUCAACAGGCUCUCGAAAUGUGAACUGAAGAGAAUCCAGAAGUACGCGGUCGACGUCAACCUCAGUGCCAAGACAGCGCAUCCCUUCCUGUCGGUGUCCGACGACAGGAAGCAGGUGAGGCACACCAACAAGCUGCAGGAGGUGCCCGAGCACCCCACGCGCUUCGACCGCGUGGCCAACGUGCUGGCCAAGGAGGCCUUCGGCGGGGGCCGCUUCUACUGGGAGGUGGGCGUCGGCGACAAGCUGGAGUGGAGCCUGGGGGUGGUGCGGGGGUCGGUCAACCGCAAGGGCAAGUUCACGGUGUGCCCGGCCAACGGCUUCUGGACGCUGAGCCUGAAGGCGGGGGGGCAGUACGUGGCCAACGCCGCCCCCCCCGCCGCGCUGGCGCCGCAGCACCGGCCCAGGAGGGUGGGCGUGUUCCUAGACUACGCCGAGGGCCGGGUGUCCUUCUACUGCGCCGAGUCGGGGGUGCACCUCUACACCUUCGCCGACACCUUCACCGACAAGCUCCACCCGUUCUUCAGCCCCGGGCGCGUGCACGGCGGCAGGAACGCCGCGCCGCUGGUCAUUUCCUCGAGCUUCUGCAGCAUCUGA
Molecule: messenger RNA, 1954 nt
Organism: Betta splendens (Siamese fighting fish)
Lineage: Eukaryota; Metazoa; Chordata; Actinopteri; Anabantiformes; Osphronemidae
Gene: btr02
Product: bloodthirsty-related gene family, member 2
Exons: 6
Coding region: 638-1954 (438 amino acids)
Molecular function (GO): protein binding
Source: RefSeq, a predicted model, not a curated record